CGUUUUACCUCGUUGCUUCGCGGUUCGCUCACUGCUCUGAAGUUUUCCUGCAUCAGUAGCAGCAAGAACAUACGCGUUGCUUCGUCUCUUUCGCGAGUACAACAACGCGGUUACGGGAGUGGAUAACAUUUUAGUUCCAUGGAAAUCACCUCGUGAAAGGUUGAAACCUUAACAGAUUAUCCGGUUUGUUUUGCUACUGCGGUCAACAUGAGCGGAAUGCUACGGUUGCCUUCGACACUGGCCAAGAGCGCCUUAUCCGCGGCUCGCGGAUUGUCGGUCACCUCAUCCCAACGUGGCCUCCACUUCACUGUCGGCCAAAACAAUGCCAAAUCUAACCCGGGUGCCAUUUCGAGCGAGUAUCCAGUAGUGGACCACACUUACGAUGCGGUUGUGGUUGGUGCGGGCGGAGCAGGACUCCGUGCUGCUUUCGGUCUGGUGGCCGAAGGAUUCAAAACCGCCGUCAUUACGAAACUCUUCCCAACACGUUCGCAUACCGUAGCGGCACAGGGUGGAAUCAAUGCGGCUCUUGGUAAUAUGGAGGAGGAUGAUUGGAAGUGGCACAUGUAUGAUACGGUAAAGGGGUCCGAUUGGCUAGGAGAUCAGGAUGCCAUUCACUACAUGACUCGGGAGGCACCGAAGGCUGUCAUUGAGCUAGAAAAUUACGGAAUGCCUUUCUCGCGUACGACCGAUGGUAAAAUAUAUCAGCGUGCCUUUGGAGGUCAGAGUUUAAAGUACGGAAAGGGUGGACAAGCGCAUCGAUGUUGUUGCGUUGCAGAUCGUACCGGGCAUUCUCUGCUGCAUACGUUGUAUGGUCAGUCCCUCAGCUACGAUUGUAAUUACUUCAUCGAAUAUUUUGCGAUGGAUUUGUUGAUGGAAAACGGUCAGUGUGUGGGUGUGAUUGCCUUGAACUUAGAAGAUGGUACCAUCCAUCGUUUCCGUGCCAAGAACACCGUGCUGGCUACGGGUGGCUACGGACGAGCGUACUUCUCAUGUACCUCUGCCCACACUUGCACAGGAGACGGAACUGCCAUGGUUGCUCGAGCAGGAUUGCCAUCAGAAGAUCUCGAAUUUAUUCAAUUCCAUCCUACAGGUAUCUACGGUGCUGGUUGUUUAAUCACAGAAGGUUGUCGCGGCGAAGGUGGUUAUUUGGUUAACUCACAAGGUGAACGCUUUAUGGAACGAUAUGCUCCGGUGGCUAAGGAUCUUGCAUCGCGUGACGUUGUUUCUCGCUCGAUGACAAUUGAAAUCCGAGAGGGGCGUGGCUGUGGACCGGAAAAGGAUCACGUGUUCCUGCAGCUGCAUCAUUUGCCACCAGAUCAGCUUGCCCAGCGUCUCCCAGGAAUUUCGGAAACAGCAAUGAUCUUUGCCGGCGUUGAUGUAACUCGUGAACCCAUUCCUGUUCUGCCCACGGUUCACUACAACAUGGGUGGCGUUCCCACCAACUAUAAAGGACAGGUGCUUACCGUAGACAAUAGUGGAAACGAUAAAAUAGUUCCCGGUUUGUACGCAUGUGGUGAAGCCGCGUGUUCUUCUGUGCAUGGCGCUAACCGCUUGGGAGCCAACUCUCUGCUAGAUUUGGUUGUGUUUGGCCGUGCCUGUGCUAAAACUAUUCCCGCCGAAAACCGACCCGGUGAUAAAGUUCCGGAUUUGCAACCUAACGCUGGAGAAGCUUCGGUUGCUAACUUGGACACUGUGCGCUAUGCUAACGGCAAAAUUCCAGCAUCAACACUCCGACUAAACAUGCAGAAGACCAUGCAAUCAUACGCUGCCGUGUUUCGUGAGGAGAAAACAUUGCAGGAAGGAGUCCGCAAGAUGAUGGAAAUCUACAAAACCUUCAAGGACGUGAAGGUCUCCGACCGCUCGCUGGUGUGGAACUCCGAUCUUGUUGAAACGCUUGAACUACAAAACUUGCUUCUGAACGCCAACAUGACCAUCGUGGCAGCCGAAAACCGAAAAGAGUCUCGUGGUGCACAUGCCAGAGAAGAUUAUAAAGCACGAGUGGAUGAAUAUGACUUCACCAAACCCUUGGAAGGUCAGCAAAAGAAGCUGAUGGAAGAGCACUGGCGCAAACACACACUGUUGUGGAUUGACCCGGAUACGGGUGAUGUGAAAAUUAACUACCGCCCAGUUAUCGACGAGACCCUCAGCGAGGAAUGUAGCACUGUGCCGCCGGCGAUUCGGUCCUACUAGAAACGUAAUAACCCCUCAAUCAGAUUCUAUCCUCACCUACAACUAACGAUAAACUACUACAUCACAAUUACGGAUCGAGCGCAAAAAAGCGUUCAAAUAAAAAAGAAAAUAAAGGAGCUGUGAAGAGGACGACAUCCACUGAAACUCACAUGAGAGAGUAUUACUUCUAGUAUUUGGGUACCAAUUUUUUGCUUGUCGAGUGAAAAAUUGAUAACGCGAUGCAGAUUGAUAACGCGACGUGAAGACGUAAUCAAUACAUGCAAGAAAACCCUUUAAAUCUGGCGAUGCAAGUCUAACAAGAUGAUUUCCCUGUUCGACACGACAACCCUAGCUCCACAAUGUGUAGCUUCGAUUUUUUCCAAUAUUAGGCAAAAACCCGAUAUAGGUCUAAAUUGUACUUAAUGCUAGAUUAACAUGGAUGUCUGACGUAAUUUCUAAAACAAUAUUUAUUUUAAUUGUUAAUUAAAGGUAAUGUAUAAACACAGAACCUGUAGUAAUAAACACCAUUCUUCACAUUAAUGGACGUUCCGUUUCACCGGGAACAUUGGAAAGCUGGUACUGUACCACACAUCGCUUCAUUUGCUCUGCUCUGAAAAAGGUUUACAGUCGACACUCCUGUUUUUUUCUUAAUUUAGUAGCUGCAAGAGAGAACACGAAAAAGGAAAUAAACGUAUUAAAGCGUGCUAUUUAUAUUGUAAAUUAAA
This is a messenger RNA of Topomyia yanbarensis, 2894 nucleotides long. It is a transcript of the gene SdhA, whose product is annotated as succinate dehydrogenase [ubiquinone] flavoprotein subunit, mitochondrial. The record is from RefSeq and is a predicted model, not a curated record. NCBI's taxonomy places the organism in Eukaryota, Metazoa, Arthropoda, Insecta, Diptera, Culicidae. Gene Ontology annotation, biological process: mitochondrial electron transport, succinate to ubiquinone; tricarboxylic acid cycle. The transcript is spliced from 4 exons. The coding region runs from base 208 to 2190 and encodes 660 amino acids. Gene Ontology annotation, molecular function: electron transfer activity; flavin adenine dinucleotide binding; succinate dehydrogenase (quinone) activity.